Messenger RNA from Haplochromis burtoni (Burton's mouthbrooder), 11310 nucleotides. RefSeq names its product dedicator of cytokinesis protein 9. Lineage: Eukaryota; Metazoa; Chordata; Actinopteri; Cichliformes; Cichlidae. The record is from RefSeq and is a predicted model, not a curated record. Gene Ontology annotation, biological process: positive regulation of GTPase activity; small GTPase-mediated signal transduction. The coding region runs from base 3105 to 9503 and encodes 2132 amino acids. Gene Ontology annotation, molecular function: guanyl-nucleotide exchange factor activity. The transcript is spliced from 56 exons.
CACCCACUAGUCUCACUGGCUUGCCUGGAGCUCUGACUCAUGAUUUAGUAUGGAUGACACAGUCCAACUGUCUACUGCUGGAGGCUACAGGACCACUUCAUUUGUGAGCUAUAGAGAAGCACAGUACAGAUGUCCUCUAUGGUAUAGGAUUGAUUAUAUUAAGACAGUGUGUGUCACAGUGCGUUGGAGUUGUGAACCUCUUUCUUAAAAUAAAUGAUAUUGUUUUUUUUACCUAGCAGCUUUUUUUGUGAAGACUGGCAGUACAGAGAAAUAUUACUACAUCUAAUGACCCACCGAUCCCCUGUUUGACCUUAAUAAUUUAUCGCCCUUACACCGCACUACAAUUCUCUUGCACAACGCAGCCCAAAAACAUCUUUCUCGAGCAAUUUGGGGGCAUGUAAUCAAACUUUUUUGACUGAAAAUCCACAGUCCAAAAAAUCCACAGCUUCAAAAUGAAGCACAACAAUAAACGAAAACAUCACAUAACUAUAUUUAAACCAAAGAUUUGCUUGUUUUAACGGGAAAAAGAGCCUUUGAGCUGUUAUUUAUUAUCAGCAAACACACGGUGUGAUUGAUAACUCAUGAAUGGGCGUCCUGUUAACUCAAACAACCUCAUAGACAUAAGUGUUUCAUUUAUAUACUGUUACAUAUAUACUUUGCUCAACAGGAAACUAGUUUGAUUCAGGUGUUCAUUCCUUAAAAUGUGCCGCGUGAUGCACUAGAUUCAUUCUUUUUCAUCAUUUUAAGAAAUCCUGCAUGCUGUAGUACCUUCGCGGCAAAAUUGUUAGCGCCUCAACACAACGUUGCAGACGUGCUCCUACGUGCACGGGGACAAAAUAUUUACAAUGACCAGCUGUCACACUUAAACCAAUGACCACUUCUUGCUUGAGCGACGUCUUACUGUUGGUGCUCAGUAAUAACAGUUCAGUGAUGACUGACAGAUGAUAGUAAACAUGCUUGAGUUGCAACAAAAGUCGCCAAAAAUAAACAGACACGGCCUCAAAGAGGAGAUUUAUGACUUUGCAGUUUUAGUAGUUUUACAGCAGAUUGCUUCUUGUUAUUCCAUAAACUAAGCCUAAAAUCCCUUCGCUGCAGCGACGGGGGGAUGGAGACAGGAUCAGACGUGUGAGAAAAGGGAUAAACCAAAAGAGGAAACGUAUUUCCCAACAGAUCAAUGGGCAUAAUCAUACUCUCGUCCCCUCCCUCCCCUCAGUUUAUUUUCUCCCUCGUCUUCCCUCUCUCUUUCCUUCUCUUGCUGAAUCCCCUCAUCUGGGGGCUCAGCUGUUUUCCCCUGCAGCUCGUCUCAUCCUGCACUCGAAUGUAGUUCAGUGUGUCAAGCACCACUGAAAUAUUAACACAGCAGCAAGCAGAAAUGCGUGCGAGCAUUCGUGGCUUAGUGCACCAUCGUGAUGUAAGGGAAUGCAUCCCUCUCUCCAGACGUGUACGUGUGCGAUCAUUUGGGUUAAGUGAACUAAAGAACAGAUGAAAGUUCAUUGCUCAACAGUUUUAAUAAAAAAAAUCAAUGCCACCAUGUUUUACUGUUGAGAGAAGCAUUAAGCAUAAUCAUACUAAGCGUAGCUGGUGCCAGGGGGACUCGCAGUGUUUGUGUAGCUUUAGGAUGUGCACGCCACUUUGACAGUUGACUUUAAGGUCUUAAGGGGUCUUCGAGUGUGACUUAGAGCAGCAGGAAGUGAACAGACAGGAUAAAUAAACCAAGACAAAUACUGCGGUGCUUCCUCGUCUCCUCCCCUCCCAAUUCCUUAUAAUCAGGAUGUAAAACACGAGCAAACACAGGAGGCAGAUGGGAUAAUUGUGUAGGCUUUUAAUGAGAUUUUGUCCCACAUGUAUAAAAUGGCCCAAAGGUAGCACAAGGACUACAUAAAACUAAAGAUUUGCAAAUGUAGAAGCAACAAUAUUUUGAAAGUGACCUAGAAAAAAAUAUUUCCUUUCCUGCUUUCAUCUUCAGUCUUCCCGAUCGCAGUCCAGAGACAUUUUAAUCAAAGGCAGUUCUAGCAGAUGAAUCAUUCCCUGACAUUUCGAAAAAGCCUGUGUAUGAUCAAAUUGUGGGGUUCCAUUCCCAGUAUUUCUGUGUGUUUGGCAGAGCGGGCAGCUUGUGAUCAAGUGCAGCUAAUCUUUGGUCAGGAAAGUGCUCCCUAUUUGAUGUCUUGGCCUAAAAGGCUUAAAUCCUCCCAUGUCCUCGGUCUGUUUUGGAAAUGGAGAUUUUUAGGAAGCCUUGAGUCAGGCCACUGGACAUUUCAGUGCUUUUUUUGUUUAUUUAGUGUGUUUGUGUGCGUUAGGCAGGAUUUCUUAUCAUAUUUUCAGUUUAUUUUGUGGUUUUACUGCAAUAUCUCUCGCAGACUAUUGUGCAUAUUAUAUAGCAUCCAUUUAUGUGAUUCAUGCGCUUGUUUGGUCUGGGGUUUUUUUUAGCUGAACUAAAUAAGCAUUGAGCCAUAUUGCUGCUUGCCUGAGCAUGGAAUUAGACUCUCCCUCUGGAUAUGAAGGACUGCCUUUAGUGUAACCCACUUAUUUUUGCUAUUACUUGUCUGAAUCCCUAAAGGAGUCCCAUUUUUGUGGAGUGGAAAAUGAAAUGGGUUAAUUCGUUUUUGGUAUGCAAAUGUGGGAUUGAAAAGAGGAGGCAAAAAAGGAUUGGGAAGAAUUUGGAAAUCCAGAGUGGCUCGGAGGAGAUCAAGCAAGUGACUGAAUAAGUGAGACAGAUGCACGCACGAGCCUGUGUUGCACCGAAGCUCAGCAUUGGUUGAAGCUGCAGCAGAGCUCACACAGCAUCCUUCAUCCCCCCCAUCCCUCGUUCUUUGCUCUGCCUCCCUCACUCACUCACUCACUGUAUCUCGCCUGCUGACUGAGGUAUUUCUACAAGCACAGACUGGGACAGCCUUGACUCUUCUGCGUGAGGUUUGUGUGUAAAGUCUCCAGCUAUUCCUCUCCCUGGAUCCUUUUCCCAUGGACUCUGAUGCUCUCUGUGUGGGUGAGAAGUUGCGGAUGUGGAUGUCAGAGUAAUAUCAUGGACCAGAGGGGAGCAGGAGACAGUGAAGGAAACUGGGUCACUGGCAGGCUCUCCUGACUGAUGCCUGUUUGGACCUGGAGGGAUGGGGUGCACCACCAGCGCGGUUGUGUUUGAUGGGCUGCGUACUGUCCUGGAGAGGAACUGUAGUGGCUACAUCUGCAAGGAAGCAGCAGAGCCCACUGGACCGUCUGAGGCUGAGCGAGCACUGAGUCGGAGAGAGUCGCGUGUAUUGCCAACACCACGAAUACUUAAGGUAAAACCAAAGGUGAUCGAGCCGCUCGAUUAUGAAAAUGUGCUGGUGCAGAGGAAGACGCAGAUCCUUAGCGAUGUCCUCAGAGACAUGCUGCAGUUCCCCCUUGAGGACUUUGAGAUUUCAACUUUGAGGAGGCAAGGGAGAACCCUGUACCCCACAGUGCCUGAAAAUGCAGAGAGGGAGGCCCAGAGUCUGUUCGUCCAAGAGUGCAUUAAGACCUACAAGUCAGACUGGCAUGUGGUCAACUACAAGUAUGAGGACUAUUCAGGGGACUUCCGACAGCUUCCAAAUAAAGUGUCCAGGCCUGAUAAAUUGGCUGUCCAUGUAUUUGAAGUGGAUGAAGAUGUCGACAAAGAUGAGGACACAGCCUCCUUAGGCUCCCAGAAAGGUGGAAUCACUAAACAGGGUUGGCUGUAUAAAGGAAACAUGAACAGUGCUAUCAGUGUCACCAUGAGGUCAUUCAAGAGGAGAUAUUUCCACCUGACUCAACUUGGAGAUGGUUCUUAUAACUUAAACUUCUACAAGGAUGAGAAGAUCUCCAAAGAGCCCAAAGGAACUAUUUUCUUGGACUCCUGUAUGGGUGUGAUUCAGAACAACAAGGUUCGAAGGUUUGCUUUCGAGCUUAAGAUGCAGGAUAAGAGCACCUACCUGCUGGCUGCAGACAGCGAGGCGGAGAUGGAGGAAUGGAUCAACACACUCAAUAAGAUCUUGCACAGUAGCUUUGAAAUCGCCAUGCAGGAGAAGAGAAAUGGAGACAUUCACGAUGAUGAUGAUCUUGGAAAGUCAGACAGCUCCUCUGGCAGUAUGGACAGCUUUCAGAGCACAAGAGAUAUAGAGUCUAGGAUGAAGAAUGAAACCAGGCUGAAGCUGUUCACGCUGGAUCCGGACACACAGAAACUCGAUUUCUCAGGAAUAGAGCCAGACGUGAAGCAGUUUGAGGAGAAGUUUGGCAAGCGUGUGCUGGUGAACUGCAACGACCUCUCGUUUAAUUUGCAAAGCUGCGUGGCCGAGAACGAGGAAGGGCCAACAACAAACGUGGAGCCAUUCUACAUCACCCUGUCGCUGUUUGACAUCCAGAAUGGCAGAAAAAUCUCCUCUGAUUUCCACGUUGACCUAAACCACCCCUCUGUCAGGGGCAUGAUGCCCAAUAACAGCAGUCAGUAUAUGAACGGGGGAGGCGAUGGCCGACCCGACAGCCAGCGGUUGAUCCACGGGAUGCCAGAAGCAGCCAUGCAGUAUCCCAGACAGGGAGUGUUUUCGGUAACAUGCCCACACCCAGAUAUCUUCCUGGUGGCCCGCAUAGAGAAGGUGCUUCAGGGGGGUAUCAACCACUGUGCCGAGCCAUACAUGAAGAGUUCAGACUCCACCAAGGUGGCACAGAAGGUCCUGAAAAACGCCAAGCUGGCAUGCAACCGGUUAGGCCAGUACAGGAUGCCUUUUGCCUGGGGAGCAAGACCUUUGUUCAAAGAUGCUUCAGGGACUCUUGACAAAACUGCUCGCUUCUCCGCUCUAUACAGACAAGACAGCAACAAACUGUCCAACGACGAUAUGCUCAAGCUGCUGGCUGAUUUCAGGAAGCCGGAGAAGAUGGCCAAGCUGCCUGUAAUCCUAGGAAACCUCGAUGUUACCAUUGACAACGUAGCCCCAGACUUGUCAAAUUGUGUUACCUCAUCCUACAUCCCUGUGAAGCAGUUUGAUGUCAGCGAGAAGAGCAACAUCUUCUUUGAAGUGGAGGAGUUUGUGCCGUGCAUUGCCAAAUGUUCUCAGCCUUUCACCAUCUACAACAAUCACCUCUAUGUCUACCCGAAGCACUUGAAAUACGACAGCCAAAAGUCAUUUGCGAAGGCUAGAAACAUAGCUGUCUGCAUCGAGUUCAGGGACUCGGAUGAGGAAGAGGCUGUUGCACUUAAGUGCAUCUACGGCCGGCCUGGAGGACCCUUGUUUACCAAAAAUGCCUUUGCCUCAGUGUUACAUCACCAGCAAAAUCCUGAAUUCUACGAUGAAUUUAAGAUUGAGUUGCCAACCCAGCUCCACGAGAAGCAUCAUCUUCUCUUCACCUUCUAUCACGUCAGCUGCGAUAGCAACAGCAAGGCCAGCACCAAAAAGAGAGAGCAGGUUGAGAUGCAAGUUGGUUACGCCUGGCUCCCAUUGCUGAAGGACGGUCGGGUGAUCAUGAAUGAGAGUCAGAUCCCGGUUGCCGCCAACCUACCAGCCGGAUACCUCAGCUGUCAGGAGGGUGCCAGCAAGCAUUUGGGUCCUGAAGUGAAAUGGGUGGAUGGAGGAAAACCGUUAUUCAAAGUUUCCACCCACCUUGUGUCCACUGUCUACACUCAGGAUCAGCAUUUGCACAAUUUUUUCCAUUACUGUCAAACCAUUGCAUCAGGCGCCCAGGCGUCAGGAGGAGAGCUGGUCAAAUACCUGAAGAGUCUGCAUGCCAUGGAGAGUCACGUGAUGAUCAAGUUCCUGCCCACCAUCCUCAAUCAGCUGUUCAGGGUGCUAACCAGUGCCACCCAGGAAGACGUGGCAGUCAACGUCACCAGAGUCAUGAUUCACGUUGUGGCGCAGUGCCACGAGGAAGGUUUGGAGCACUACCUUAGAUCUUACGUGAAGUAUGUCUUCAAGACUGAGCCAUACACAUCCUCCACCACCCGAACGGUGCACGAGGAGUUGGCUAAAGCCAUGACUGCAAUCCUGAAGCCUUCCACUGACUUCCUCACAAGUAACAAGCUGCUCAAGUACUCCUGGUAUUUCUUCGAAGCCUUAGUCAAAUCCAUGGCUCAGUACUUGAUUGAGAGCUGUAAAGUAAAGCUGUCCAGGAACCAGCGCUUCUCUGCAUCGUUCCAUCACACUGCGGAGACCUUGGUCAACAUGAUCAUGCCACACAUCACGCAGAAAUACAAGGACAACCUAGAUGCUGCCCGGAAUGCCAACCACAGCUUGGCAGUCUUCAUCAAGCGUUGUUUCAACCUGAUGGACAGAGGCUUUGUGUUCAAGCAGAUCAACAACUAUAUCAACUGUUUUGUGCCUGGAGACCCAAAGACUCUGUUUGAGUUCAAGUUUGAGUUCCUGCGAGUCGUGUGCAACCACGAGCACUUCGUCCCUUUAAACCUGCCCAUGCCGUUUGGAAAGGGACGGAUUUUGAGAUUUCAAGCCUCAUUACCUCCAUGUAAUACUGUGGAGUCAUGUGACACUCCAGUAGACCUCCAGCUGGAUUACUCGCUGACGGAUGACUUCUGCAAGAAUCACUUCCUGGUUGGACUGCUGCUCAGGGAAGCCAGCGCAGCUCUGCAGGAGUUCAGGGAGAUUCGUCAGAUUGCCAUCCAAGUGCUGAAGAGCCUCAUGAUGAAGCAUGCAUUUGACGAUCGCUACACCUCAAAAAGCCAGCAGGCCAGGUUAGUCACCCUGUACUUGCCCUUGUUUGGUCUGCUCCAAGAAAACGUCAACAGGCUAAAUGUGAAGGAAGUGUCGCCGUUCACCGUCAACCACUGCACCAGUAAUGGAAGAGAUGAUUCUCUCCAUACCAACACUUUGAUGACACCUCCGAGGUCGAGCACCUUUCUGGACACCGGCUUCCACAAAGAUGUUUUUGGAGCCAUCUCUGGCACCGCUUCACCUCAUGCGGCGUCCACCCCCAACAUUAACUCUGUGCGCCACGCCGACUCUCGUGGAUCGCUCAUCAGCACUGAUUCUGGGAACAGCCUGCCUGAGAGGAACAAUGACAAGGGCAGUUCCCUUGACAAGAACCAACCUGCCUCGACUCUGGGAAGCCCGCUGUUGCGAUGUGAUAAACUGGACCAGGCAGAGAUCAAGAGCCUCCUCAUGUGUUUCUUACAUGUGCUCAAAAGCAUGUCCGAGGAUGCUCUGUUCACAUACUGGAACAAGGCAUCAUCUUCUGACCUGAUGGACUUCUUCACUUUAGUCGAAGUGUGCCUCCAUCAGUUCAGAUACAUGGGAAAGAGAUACAUUGCAAGGAACCAGGAUGGGGCAGGACCUGUUGCACAUGAGCGGAAGUCUCAGACUCUUCCUGUGUCCCGUAACAGGGCGGGAAUGAUGCAUGCCCGCUUACAGCAGCUCAGCAGCCUGGAUAACUCAUACACAUUUAACCACACCUACAGUCACUCGGAUGCUGACGUGUUAAAUCAGUCACUGCUGGAGACCAACAUUGCCACUGAAGUCUGCCUGACCGUCCUGGACACACUCAGCAUCUUCAUCAUGAGUUUUAAGACACAGUUGUGUGCUGAUCACGGCCACAGUCCACUGAUGAAGAAGGUGUUUGAUGUCCACCUCUGCUUCCUGCGGAUCAAUCAGUCAGAAACGGCCCUCAAGCAGGUCUUCACUUCACUGCGCACCUUCAUUUACAAGUUCCCGUGCACGUUUUUUGAAGGGCGUGCAGACAUGUGUGCUGCUUUCUGCUAUGAGAUUUUGAAAUGUUGCAACUCCAAGCUGAGCUCCAUUCGCAGCGACGCAGCCCAUCUGCUCUAUUUUCUCAUGAAGAGCAACUUUGACUACACUGGUCGCAAGUCCUUCGUCCGGACACAUUUACAGGUUGUGAUUGCUGUCAGUCAGCUGAUAGCAGAUGUCAUUGGUAUAGGAAGUACUCGCUUCCAGCAGUCUCUGUCAAUAAUCAACAACUGUGCUAACAGUGAUAAAACUAUCAAGAACACAGCUUUCCCAUCGGAUGUGAAAGACCUGACUAAACGCAUCAGAACAGUGUUGAUGGCCACAGCACAGAUGAAGGAGCAUGAGAGAGAUCCAGAGAUGCUGGUGGACCUGCAGUACAGUCUCGCAAAGUCUUAUGCCAGCACACCUGAGCUGCGCAAGACCUGGCUUGACAGCAUGGCCCGAAUCCAUGUGAAGAAUGGAGACCUGUCUGAGGCAGCCAUGUGCUAUGUUCACGUUGCAGCACUCGUGGCAGAAUACCUGCGGAGAAAAGGCAUGUUCAAGCAGGGCUGCUCGGCAUUUCGUGUUGUGACUCCAAACAUCGACGAAGAAGCCGCAAUGAUGGAGGACGUCGGAAUGCAAGACGUCCACUUUAAUGAAGACGUCUUAAUGGAGCUUCUGGAGGAGUGCGCAGAUGGGCUGUGGAAAGCGGAGCGUUACGAGCUCAUCUCUGACAUCUACAAGCUCAUUAUCCCCAUUUAUGAGAAGCGGAGGGACUUUGAGAAACUGGCUCACCUGUAUGACACGCUGCAUCGAGCGUACAGCAAGGUGACGGAGGUCAUGCAUACUGGGAAGAGGAUGCUGGGCACGUACUUCAGAGUGGCUUUCUUUGGCCAGGCAGCGCAGUACCAGUUUACUGACUCAGAGGCUGAGGGCUUCUUUGAAGAUGAAGAUGGGAAGGAGUAUAUCUACAAAGAACCCAAAUUCACGCCUCUUUCAGAGAUUUCUCAGCGGCUCCUCAAGUUAUACUCUGAUAAGUUUGGUCAGGAGAAUGUGAAGAUGAUUCAGGACUCUGGGCGGAUCAACCCCAAGGACCUGGACUCAAAGUACGCAUACAUCCAAGUGACACAUGUGACUCCAUACCUGGAGGAGAAGGAGCUGGUCGACAGGAAAACGGACUUUGAAAAGAGCCACAACAUCCGUCGAUUUGUUUUUGAGAUGCCUUUCACCAUUUCGGGCAAAAAGCAAGGCGGUGUGGAGGAGCAGUGCAAACGCAGGACUAUACUUACCACCACUCAUUGCUUUCCGUAUGUAAAGAAACGGAUCGCGGUGAUGUAUCAACACCAUACUGAUCUGAGCCCCAUCGAGGUUGCCAUCGACGAGAUGAGCAAGAAGGUGGCUGAGAUCAAACAGCUGUGCUCCUCCAGCGAGGUGGACAUGAUCCGUCUGCAGCUCAAACUGCAGGGCAGCAUCAGCGUCCAGGUAAAUGCAGGACCUCUUGCGUAUGCCAGAGCUUUUCUCGAUGAUACAUGUGCCAAGAAAUAUCCUGAUAACAAGGUCAAACAGUUGAAAGAGGUCUUCAGGCAUUUUGUGGAUGCGUGUGGCCACGGUUUGGGCAUUAAUGAACGACUGAUCAAAGAAGACCAGCAGGAGUACCACGAUGAGAUGAAGGCCAACUACAGAGAACUAGCCAGAGAGCUGUCCAUCAUCAUGCACGAACAAAUCAUUCCAGUGGAGGAUGGCAUGAAAAGCGUUCUCCCAGACUCGCUUCACAUCUUUAAUGCCAUCAGUGGCACACCAACCAGUGCCACCAUCCAGGGCAUUCCCAGCUCAUCCUCUGUGGUUUGAUGUCAGCCUGGGUGAAACUCAGAGCUGCCAACGCAGGCAUGCCAGUGAUGCCAUAUUAUCACUCCAGAACUUAAUCCUGCUUCUCAGCCUAGAGAGAAACUGAUGGGAAAAACAGACAAGUCUCAUUUUUCUAAUUUCUGUCUGGCCACCGAAGACCAAUAUGAGCAAGGCACUGGACCUGUUUAACAUGGAUAAGGGAGCAUGGUGGCUGUGUGAUGGAGGUGGGGGGAAGACAAAGAUGAGACUCUUUGCAGCAGAGAUGACAGGACACGGACUUUGUUCCUCCUUUAUGAUGACGUGAUGCUUGAUAAGACAUAACCUGUCUUGUCUUUACGUGUUUCUACCUGAAAAGACUGAGCAGUGUUUUCUUUAAAAACAUUCCUGUUGGGAUUUUUUUAAUAUGCAUGUCACUACAUUACGCCUACACUCUCCCAACAGUCCAUUUUUGUUUAUUUUGAUAAUGUUUCAUAAUGUUUUUUAUGGACAAUAUUUCACUUUUAUAAGCGACUGUAUUGAUGUCUUGAUUAAUGGUAUAUGCUGCAUACAUCAGUGCUCCUCUCCCUGUACAUGAAGGUAUAUUUCUAGAAAAAUGCAAUUUUGGAAUAAGGGCCUGCUACGAUGUAACAUUAGCAUUCAACCUUAAAUCACUUUGAUGUCUUAGAAUGGGAGAGUUUUAAAGUAUUUAAAGCCAUUGCAUACAAAAAAGGUAUAUUCAAAGUUGUGUAUUAAUGUGUAUAUAAAACAAGGAGUGUGUGCAAUAUUUGCAAAGUAUCAUGCUGUGUGCGGCUCAUACACUGUAAAGAUUACGUUCACCUUCUUGCCAAAGUGAUGAGGUGUGGGGAAAGGACGCCUACUGUGCAAGUAAUAUGAAAAUUUUAUCAUUUUAUGUUCCAGAAAUUGUCUUUUAUUUGGGCAGAAAUGUUUUUUUUAAACUUUAUUUAACACAAGUCACUGUUCUGCUGUAAACAAAGACGUUCCCUAAUGCUUUUAAAUAAAAUACACUCAUUUCUCUGCAUUUGCAUCCAUAGGUCCUUAUUUGUUUUACUUCAUUUUGUGGUAUUCUCGCACUUGGCUCACUUGUGAAAUAAGUGGGAAAUAAACCUUAUUAUUCUCAGAGAUCAUUGCUGACUCCCUAGCUCCCAUAUCUCAUGUUCCCACCCAUCAUAAAAAUAAUACAGUCGGCAGUGUGAAAAGCUGAUCAAGGGUUAAUAAAAAGCAAUAUCACAGGAAACAUUCCCACUCCCACUAGUGAACAGAGAAAGAUAAAUGAUCUGCUCCCUGCAGGAAGCUUAAAGGGAUUUUAUGCUAUAGCAGAAAGCAGGUGAUAGCUUCACAUCAUGGCAGGUAAGACUAAAAGAAAUGCAUUAUUAUGUACUCUUUCAUUUUAAUUCACAGAACACAAAUAUUCUGCUGCACAACAUGAAAAUGUGCAAAGAGGGAGAAGUUAACAGAAAGAAAACAAGUUCCAUGUUCUUAACUUAAAAACUUACAGAAUGAAGAGUUCUGGAGUUUAACAGGUGAAUGCACCUGUCAGGACAAAGAUCCCAAACAUAUUAGGAUCUCAGAUUUAUUUAUUAAUGCAAUUUGCACUACUGUCUUACACAGUUUCAGUCUUAUUUUUACAGUUUUUCUUUUCUUUGUUUUUUUUUCUAUCACCGUUGUGUACCUAUAUUUACCAGGUGCCAGUAACACCUUUUUUGUUAACUGCACUGUUUUUUUUAAUAGACUGUACCAUUUUUUAUUCUUUAUCCUGCUACUGUAACACAACAAUAUUCUUUGUGGGACCAAUAAAUUAUCUAUCUACAUA